UUAAAAUAAAAUAAAACCAUAUAAAGUAUCGUUUCUUACUAUGCCAUCUAGCCUUUCACCCAAAACUCGAAAUCCAUCCUGAAUUUGCCAUCACUCAAGACCACCGACCUUCCGGCACCGUUUUCCGGCAACCCGGCACCUUCCUUCCUUCUUUCUCAAUCGUUUAAUUCUGAGUUUCUGAAGCUAUGGAAGCUUAUAAGAGAUGGGUUAGAGAGAACAAAGACUAUGUGCACUCCUUGGAGUCUUUGGCCAAUGGAUUGACAUGGCUUCUUCCGGAACGGUUCUCUGAAUCAGAAAUUGGACCAGAAGCAGUGACAACCAUUCUCGGAAUCAUCACAGCUAUCAAUGAACAUAUAAUUGAUACUACUCCUAACCAAAAUAUUACAGGCUCUGUGGAGCCUCAUUCAUUUCCUUAUCCAUUAUGCUUAUCCGCAUUAAAGGAUCUGGAAACGUUAGUUGAAGUUGUCGCACAACACUACUAUGGCGACGAUAAGAAAUGGAAUUUCCUUGCCAUUACCGAAGCAACCAAGGUACUGGUUCGGUUAUCUUUGUUUCGAAAGAGUGGAUAUAAAAUGCUGUUACAUGGAGGGGAGACAUCUAACGAUGUAAUGGAUUCAGAUGGUUCUACUUCACAACAUCAAAUGGCUGUAAACCCCAAAGGGCUUCACCCGUGGAAUCUUGAAGGAAGAGCGCUGUCUGCUUUAAGUCAAUUUGGAGAAAAAGCCAGGACACUGUCAGAUCCAAUGUGGUUACGUCGGGUUCAACACCAACAAGCAAUCAUGGAGCCCGCUGCUUCAAGGGUAGUCAAACCUACACUUUCCACCAUUGUGGAGAAAAAGGGUCUUCGUGGAGCUUUGUUUUUGAUUGGAGAAGUUCUAUUUAUUACUAGACCACUUGUUUAUGUUUUAUUUAUCCGAAAAUACGGUGUUCGAUCAUGGACCCCUUGGUUCCUUUCACUGGCUUUUGAUUGCGUAUCAAACAGUGUUCUCUCACUUGUUACAACAACAGUGGCCGGUAAAAAUGAAAAAAUGAUUCAUCUUUCUGCCCCCGAAAAUGAUGAGGUUAAACGGCGGAAGCUGUUAUUUGUUCUUUACCUAAUGAGAGAUCCAUUUUUCAGCAAAUAUACUAGGCGAAAACUCGAAAGCACCGAGAAAGUCUUGGAACCUAUACCUGUCAUAGGAUUUCUUACAGCCAAAAUUGUCGAGCUUACUAUCGGAGCUCAAACGCGGUACACUUACAUGUCAGGUUCAUGAUACAAAAUCCAAAAGAAAGACCUCAUCGCCCUCCAAAAUUGGAGGAAGAUAUUAUCACUAUGCUGCCACACUAACUUCUGUUCCUGAUUUUUUAAUGAUGAAAAGAUAUCAAAUUUGAAAAACAAGAAACAAGCAAGCAAGUGUGGUACAAAUUGUUUGCAAGGAUAGCUCCACUAUCAACAAUUGGAUAUAAAUUGGGAGAUUUUGUUACACUUUAGGUUCUUAGCAUCAAUUGGAAAGUCAGUGUUUACUAUAUUAAAAAAAUUGUAUUUUUUUAGACACAUAUUUACAUGAACUAAACACAUUUUAAAAAGAAAAACAUUAAGCUUAUGUCAUUCAUUGCAUCUUUGUGUGCAAAAAAACGUAUGAUGCAAUAUGCUAUCUAUUCACCAAAAGAAGGUGAAUAAAUAAUAGUUAUCUAAAGGAUAGCUGUGUCUUUAUGUUUGCAAGUGAUGCUGCAAAGAUUACAUACAUUUCUGCCAA
Molecule: messenger RNA, 1736 nt
Organism: Cicer arietinum (chickpea)
Lineage: Eukaryota; Viridiplantae; Streptophyta; Magnoliopsida; Fabales; Fabaceae
Product: peroxisome biogenesis protein 16
Biological process (GO): peroxisome organization
Cellular component (GO): peroxisomal membrane
Source: RefSeq, a predicted model, not a curated record